Gorilla gorilla gorilla (western lowland gorilla) is the source of this 2864-nucleotide messenger RNA. RefSeq names its product polypeptide N-acetylgalactosaminyltransferase like 6 (gene GALNTL6). Lineage: Eukaryota; Metazoa; Chordata; Mammalia; Primates; Hominidae. The transcript has 13 exons. The record is from RefSeq and is a predicted model, not a curated record. Gene Ontology annotation, biological process: protein O-linked glycosylation. Gene Ontology annotation, cellular component: Golgi apparatus. Bases 751 to 2556 code for a protein of 601 amino acids. Gene Ontology annotation, molecular function: polypeptide N-acetylgalactosaminyltransferase activity.
ACCAGCGACGUCUCCGGUGAAGGCAGGCGCCGGGGAGUGGGGCGCGGGCGACCGUGUGCAGCCGCGGCGCAUCUCCGCCUUCCGCUCCUCCUCGCAGCGCCCUCGUCCGCUUCCAAGCCCAGCACAGACUUCGGUUUCUCCGCCUCCAUCCCCUUUACGAGAAGAGGAGAUUAAAAAAUAUUGCCCUUUAGGUGCUCGUGAUGGUCCUGUGGGUUCGUUCAGUUGCCAGAAAAGAAUGGUAACAUGAACAGCGGAGCGUGAGAGCGUCACCGGGGGAAGGGACGAGAUUGAUGGGCAGAGCGCUCACUUCUCAGAGGAUCGCAUUCCGAGGACCGCGCGAGGAAGGGACGUCGCGGCGCCACCACUUCCUGGCUGGACUCCGCUGACAUCUGUAGCCUCCUUUCCACCAGGUUCCCGGGGCUCCCAGCCGCUGCCUGCAGAAGAGCGUGUAGACAGCGCGCGAGGGUCCGGGAGUUCGUGGACCUCCAUCCGAACCGGAGUUCUGCCCGGAUCCCGAGUCCCUGGAUCCCGGUGGAGCCCGCCGGCAAGCUGGCUCCGGAGGGAGUUGAACUUGAGUUCAGAUGGCCAACUCCCUCUGAAUCCUGCAGAUUGGUGCUGAGCACGCAACAAAAGUUUGUAGCUUCUCAGUUUCUGGUGCUUCGCAGGGGAGAGGAAAGGAAUUUGACAUUGAACACAAGAAGCAGUCAGGGAGCCAUCUCCUUUAACUUUUCUUCUCUGUUACCAUUUGCAAUGAAGAGGAAACAGAAGAGAUUUCUGCAGAUGACUUUGUUGUUCACGGUGGCUUUAAUUUUCCUGCCUAACGUUGGUCUCUGGUCUCUGUACAAGGAUAAGCACCUGGUGAAGUCAGCGGAGCCCGGGGAGCAGCAGACAUUUCCACUGGGCCUGGGAGAUGGGCAAUUCUAUUCAUGGACAGAUGGUUUGAGAAGAAAGGACUGGCAUGACUAUGAAAGCAUUCAGAAAGAGGCAAUGCGCUCAGGGAAAGGUGAACAUGGGAAACCUUACCCCCUUACUGAAGAGGACCAUGAUGACUCAGCUUACAGGGAAAAUGGUUUUAAUAUUUUCGUCAGCAACAAUAUUGCUCUAGAGAGGUCUCUGCCAGAUAUUCGUCAUGCUAACUGUAAGCAUAAGAUGUAUCUGGAAAGGCUGCCAAACACCAGCAUCAUUAUCCCAUUUCAUAAUGAAGGUUGGACUUCACUCCUGCGGACCAUACACAGUAUAAUUAACCGAACUCCAGGGAGUCUGAUAGCAGAAAUCAUUCUAGUAGAUGACUUCAGUGAGAGAGAACACUUGAAGGAUAAAUUGGAAGAAUACAUGGCCCGAUUUUCCAAAGUGAGGAUUGUUCGCACCAAGAAAAGAGAAGGACUCAUCCGGACCCGUCUCCUUGGGGCAUCUAUGGCCAGAGGAGAAGUCCUGACGUUCCUGGACUCCCACUGUGAGGUCAAUGUGAACUGGCUGCCCCCGCUCCUCAACCAAAUUGCACUAAACCACAAAACCAUCGUGUGUCCCAUGAUCGAUGUCAUUGACCACAAUCACUUCGGGUAUGAGGCACAAGCUGGGGAUGCCAUGCGAGGAGCCUUCGACUGGGAAAUGUACUACAAAAGAAUUCCCAUCCCUCCAGAGCUCCAGAGGGCAGAUCCCAGCGACCCUUUUGAGUCUCCUGUUAUGGCUGGAGGUCUCUUUGCUGUGAAUCGGAAAUGGUUUUGGGAAUUGGGUGGCUAUGAUCCAGGUUUAGAAAUCUGGGGAGGAGAACAGUAUGAAAUCUCUUUUAAGGUUUGGAUGUGUGGAGGAGAAAUGUUUGAUGUUCCAUGUUCUAGAGUUGGUCAUAUCUACAGGAAGUACGUUCCAUACAAAGUUCCAUCUGGGACAAGCCUGGCAAGAAACCUGAAGCGGGUAGCUGAGACCUGGAUGGAUGAAUUUGCCGAGUACAUUUACCAGCGGCGGCCGGAGUACAGGCAUCUCUCCACGGGGGACAUCUCUGCCCAGAAGGAGCUGCGCAAGCAGCUCAAGUGCAAGGACUUCAAAUGGUUCAUGGCUGCUGUGGCCUGGGACGUGCCUAAAUACUACCCUCCAGUGGAGCCCCCGCCUGCUGCCUGGGGGGAGAUCCGAAAUGUGGCAGCAAAUCUCUGUGUGGACAGCAAGCAUGGAGCCACCGGAACAGAGCUGAGGCUGGACAUCUGUGUCAAGGAUGGUUCUGAAAGAACGUGGUCUCAUGAACAGCUUUUUACCUUUGGAUGGAGAGAAGAUAUUCGACCUGGUGAGCCACUGCAUACCCGGAAAUUCUGCUUUGAUGCGAUCUCACACAACAGCCCUGUUACACUCUAUGACUGUCAUGGCAUGAAGGGGAACCAGCUCUGGGGAUACCGGAAGGACAGAACAUUAUUCCAUCCUGUAAGCAACAGCUGCAUGGAUUGCAACCCCGCAGAGAAGAAGAUUUUCAUGGCCAGAUGUGACCCUCUCUCUGAGACUCAGCAGUGGAUUUUUGAACACAUUAAUAUGACUGUUUUAGAAAAAUUUAACCAGCAUGCCAACUCCUAGAAAGAAGAAAGGAAGAAAGAGUGAUUACCUACAGGUUAUAAAUUAAAUUUUAGCCAGCAUGUGGGUCGAAGGAGUCAGGAAUAACAUUUCCUCGAUCCAGGAAGGCUGGUUUAAAAAUUUGUAAAUGCCAUGUCAAAGUAGGUUGUUUUGAAGAACUUCCUGCAUCUGAAGAACUUGGCUGAGAAUCUCACCAGCUGCUUCUGAGAACUCGAGACUAGCAGUUCCCUUGCUGGCCAAGGGCAAAGAUAAUUUAGGGACUUUUCAAAACAACUGCUGAGCUAAUAAAUCCUAGCAUUUCUCAGGUCAAA